UGAGAGUUUCAGCUAUUAAGAAAAGGACCGAAUUUUGACGUGCAAUGAUCCAACGCUGCUUUAUUUAUAGCAGCAAAGCAAUUUCCAGGAACCUUCUCAAUCUAUGAAAACACGCCCUUUCUUUCUCUUCUUAUAUUCCUCAGUCGCACUCAAGCAAGGUACAUUAUUAUUUCUCCAAAUGUAAGUUUCUCUCGACUCCACUUUAAUAUACCUCAAGGUUUCAUGCUAUAUAAGAGCACUGUAUACUGGAAGGAGGGAACCGUUCUUGAUUGACCAUUAUUCUCUUUCUAGAAAUUAAAGAGAAGUUGAAGUUUCGAGCAUACCAUAAGGGCAGAAGCUGAAAAUGACGAUUGUCAAUCAAGAAAAAUACUUAAGGUUUGAGGACUGCAAGUCAGAAGAUAAUAGGCUGUUUUCAGGCAGAAAAUCAUCAACCAGCUCAUGGAUGAGUACUAUUAGAAGAGGAUUUUCCAAUAGAAUAAGUAGUUUAAAAAGAAAAUCGCUGCACAUCCCUUCUCUAAGUGGCAGGCCAAAAGAAGUAUCUGCAGGAUCAUCAAGAAAUAAAGUUCUUGAUCCUCAGGAGCCUUUUCUUCAAUUCUGGAACAAAAUAUUUGUCUUGGCUUGUAUAGUUUCAGUGGCCAUUGAUCCAUUGUUCUUCUACAUUUCUGUCGUUGAUAUCAAGAGGAAAUGCCUUGAUUUGGACCACUCAUUAAAGAUCCCUAUUUCUGUUCUUCGAUCAGUCACCGAUCUUUUCUAUAUAUAUCAUAUUAUCUUGCAAUUUCGAACUGGCUUUAUUGCUCCUUCUUCUCGAGUAUUUGGUAGGGGUGAGUUGAUUGAGGACUCUUCCCUUAUAGCCAAGCGAUACAUCCCUUAUUUCAUCAUUGACAUUCUAGCUGUUCUUCCACUUCCACAGCUCGUGCUCUUUAUCAACGCUCCUAACGCGAAUCGUGCCAUAUCUCUGGUGAUGAAAAAACAGUUGGUGAUUGUUGUUUUCACACAAUAUGUUCCAAGAAUCUUUAGGAUAUUUCCGUUAUACAAAGAAGUAACAAGGACAACAGGUUUUUUUACUGAAACGGCAUGGGCUGGAGCUGCUUUCAACUUAUUCCUAUUCAUGAUCGCCAGUAAUGUAGUUGGAGCCCUGUGGUAUUUGAUCACAGUGGAAAGACAAGACAACUGCUGGAGCCAAGUAUGUAAGGGUUUUGAAGAAUGUGUGUUAGACCACUUAUGUUGCGGGCAACAAGGGAAAAAUGCUCAAUUUCUUAAUUCUUCUUGUCGUCUCCUGAAACCGGAAGAAAUACAAGAGAAUGACUUUGAUUUUGGGAUAUUUCGUGAUGCUCUUCAGUCUCGAGUUGUACAAAGAAGAAACUUCUGGUCCAAACUCAGCUAUUGCUUCUGGUGGGGGCUGCGAAAUUUAAGUUCUCUAGGCCAAGGCCUUAACACAAGCGACUUUCUAGGGGAGAUUCUCUUUGCGGUCUUCAUCUGCAUUCUUGGGCUGAUUCUGUUUUCCUUGCUUAUUGGCAACAUGCAGGAAUAUUUGCAGUCUAUCACAGUUAGAGUAGAAGGGAUGAGGUUGAGAAGGCGGGAUGCAGAACAGUGGAUGUCUCACCGCAUGCUUCCUGACAACCUUAGAGAGCGCAUUCGAAGAUAUGAGCAGUACAAAUGGCAACAAACUAGAGGCGUUGAUGAAGAUUAUCUAAUUUGUAACCUUCCCAAAGACUUGAGGAGAGACGUAAAGCGCCAUCUCUGCUGGUCUUUGCUCAAAAGAGUACCCAUGUUUGAGAAAAUGGAUGAACAGUUACUGGAUGCAUUGUGUGAUCGACUGAAACCAGCUCUUUUCACAGAGAAUAGCUUCAUAAUUCGAGAAGGAGAUCCAGUGAAUGAGAUGCUUUUUCUGAUGAGAGGUACUUUGUUGACUAUAACUACCAAUGGCGGAAGAACUGGCUUCUUCAACUCUGCAUCUCUCACGGCUGGUGAUUUCUGUGGAGAGGAGCUUCUUACAUGGGCUUUGGAUCCCCAUGCUUCCUCGACUCUUCCAGCCUCAACUAGAACAGUGCAAGCUGUUAUAGAUGUUGAAGCUUUUGCUCUCACAGCUGAUGAUCUCAAGUUUGUUGCCGCCCAAUUUAGACACCUUCAUAGUAAGCAGAUUCGGCAUGCUUUUAGGUUCUAUUCACAGCACUGGAGGACAUGGGCAGCAUGUUUUAUACAAGCAGCAUGGCGCAGACACUACAGGAACAAGCUUGAGAAAUCUUUGAGAGAGGAAGAAGAUAGACUGCAGGCUGCAUUGGAAAAUGAGACUGCAAAUAUACCAAGUCUUGGGGCUACCAUUUAUGCAUCAAGGUUUGCUGCCAACGCAUUGCGUGUCUUGCGGCGCAACCACCUAAAGGGUUCCAAAUCAUCUAGCAGAGUAAGUCCCUUACUGCUUCAGAAGCCAGCUGAACCUGAUUUUAGCUCCUAAAGCUAGAAUUAGGAAUAUUGGAAAGAGGCUCAUCUAAGACCUGGCUGUUGCAGUUUGGUUUUACUGUUAGUUAUUCAGAUAGAAGAGUCUGCUGUAUCUCUGUAAGAUUAGAAUCCCUGAAUAUAACUGGCAUUUUACCCCUGCCUUGUAAAUUGUAGUAUUCUACUAAACUAUGGGUUUCAAUAGAUGUUGGCUAUUUUACA
Messenger RNA from Nicotiana tabacum (common tobacco), 2655 nucleotides. RefSeq names its product cyclic nucleotide-gated ion channel 1. Gene Ontology annotation, cellular component: membrane. Lineage: Eukaryota; Viridiplantae; Streptophyta; Magnoliopsida; Solanales; Solanaceae. Gene Ontology annotation, molecular function: monoatomic ion channel activity. Gene Ontology annotation, biological process: transmembrane transport; monoatomic ion transport. The record is from RefSeq and is a predicted model, not a curated record.